CCAUCGGGAAACUCAUAGGAUCAUCUGUUUGUUGAGGACUCUGUGGCACCAAAGGGAGGGGAAAAGAAACACAAGAGGUGAGCAAGCAGUUUCCCAAGGGUGCUUUCAACUCCCUGGCCAGUCCGUGUGUGUUUUCUUCUACAAAGUGUUUCCAAUUACUGUGGCACUCUCGGUAUCUGGAUCCAUCUCCAGCGAAUUCCUCUGCAGCUCCUGCCAGACAUAUGGGAUCAAUCAGGGCUUCGGCACUGGUGCGCUUGCUGCGGGAAUGUUGACAGCCUGACAGAUGCGGGUUCUGGUGUCAUGAAAUCUCGGAGACUUUGGCCUGAUCCCGGGAGGAGAAUGAGAGGGGGAGGAGAGAGAUAGAGGCAGAGAUAGAGGAAGGGGAGAGGAGAGGGGAAAGAGGAGGGAGCGAGGGCGAGAAGGAGGGAAGCGGGAGAUUUUUCUCGACUGCCCCCUUUCCUUCAAACAUUUUAUAGGCUUCGGGGAGCGAGGGGAGGAGGAGAGAGGCAAGGGGGAAAAAAAAGGAGAGAGAGGGGGCAGAGAACGCGCGCCGAACCCUCCCGAAUCUCCGCGCUGCCAGAGGAGUCUGGAUUGUGUCCCCAGUGUCAGAUGAAAGGGCGCUGAGGCUCGCGGUCGUUGCCCGUCCACGAGCCGGGCCGCCGCGCGCCUCUCCCCGCCAGGGCCGUCGCCUGAGCUCGGGGGCGGCCGCUCCGUCUCCGGCGCGAUGUGGCCGCGUCUGGCCUUUUGUUGCUGGUGUCUGGCGCUCGUCUCGGGCUGGGCGACCUUUCAGCAGAUGUCCCCGUCGCGCAAUUUCAGCUUCCGCCUCUUUCCCGAGGCCGCUCCCGGGGCCCCCGGGAGUCUGCCCGCACCGCCCGCGCCGGGCGAGGACGCGGCGGAGAGCAAAGUGGCACGACUGGGCCAAGCGUUCCGGCGGCGCGUGCGGCGGCUGCGGGAGCUCAGCGAGCGCCUGGAGCUCGUCUUCCUGGUGGACGAGUCGUCCAGCGUGGGCCAGGCCAACUUCCUCAGCGAGCUCAAGUUCGUCCGUAAGCUGCUGUCCGACUUCCCCGUGGUGCCCACGGCCACGCGCGUGGCCAUCGUGACCUUCUCGUCCAAGAACAACGUGGUGCCGCGCGUCGAUUACAUCUCUUCCCGCCGCGCGCACCAGCACAAGUGCGCGCUGCUCAGCCGCGAGAUCCCGGCCAUCACCUACCGCGGCGGCGGCACCUACACCAAGGGCGCCUUCCAGCAAGCCGCGCAAAUUCUUCGUCACUCUAGAGAAAACUCAACAAAAGUGAUAUUCCUUAUUACUGAUGGAUAUUCCAAUGGGGGAGACCCUAGACCGAUUGCAGCAUUACUGCGAGAUUUUGGAGUGGAGAUCUUCACUUUUGGCAUAUGGCAAGGAAACAUUCGAGAAUUGAAUGACAUGGCUUCCAGUCCAAAGGAGGAGCACUGUUACCUGCUCCAUAGUUUUGAAGAAUUUGAGGCUUUAGCUCGUCGGGCACUGCAUGAAGAUCUACCUUCUGGGAGUUUUAUUCAAGAGGAUAUGUCCCACUGCUCAUAUCUUUGUGAAGUCGGCAAAGACUGCUGUGAUCGAAUGGCAAGCUGCAAAUGUGGGACACACACGGGCCAGUUUGAGUGCAUCUGUGAAAAGGGGUAUUAUGGGAAGGGCCUGCAGUAUGAAUGCACAGCUUGCCCUUCAGGGACAUACAAACCUGAAGGUUCGCCAGGAGGAAUCAGCACUUGCAUUCCAUGUCCUGAUGAAAAUCACACCUCUCCACCUGGAAGUACAUCCCCUGAAGACUGUGUCUGCAGGGAGGGAUAUCGGGCCUCUGGCCAGACCUGUGAAGUUGUUCACUGCCCUGCCCUGAAGCCUCCUGAAAAUGGUUACUUUCUCCAAAACACUUGCAACAACCACUUCAAUGCAGCCUGUGGGGUCCGAUGUCACCCUGGAUUUGACCUCGUGGGAAGCAGCAUUCUCUUGUGUCUACCCAAUGGUUUGUGGUCCAGUUCAGAGAGCUCCUGCAGAGUGAGAACAUGCCCCCAUCUCCGCCAGCCCAAACAUGGCCGCAUUAGCUGUUCUACAAGGGAAAUGUCCUACAAGACAACAUGUUUGGUUACCUGUGAUGAAGGGUACAGAUUAGAAGGAAGUGUUAAACUUACCUGUCAAGGAAACACUCAAUGGGAUGGUCCAGAACCCCGGUGUGUGGAGCGCCACUGUUCCACCUUUCAGAAGCCCAAAGGUGUCAUCAUAUCACCCCAUAACUGUGGCAAGCAGCCAGCCAAACCUGGAAUGAUUUGUCAGUUAAGUUGCCGCCAAGGAUUCAUUUUAUCUGGAGUCAAAGAAGUGAGAUGUACCACUUCUGGAAAAUGGAGUGCCAGAGUUCAGACAGCCGUGUGUAAAGAUGUGGAGGUUCCUCAAAUCAACUGUCCCAAGGACAUAGAGGCUAAGACUCAGGAACAGCAAGAUUCUGCUAAUAUUUCCUGGCAAGUCCCAAUAGCUAAAGACAACUCUGGUGAAAAA
This is a messenger RNA of Carlito syrichta (Philippine tarsier), 2521 nucleotides long. RefSeq names its product sushi, von Willebrand factor type A, EGF and pentraxin domain-containing protein 1-like. The annotation marks the transcript as partial. The transcript has 8 exons. Gene Ontology annotation, biological process: negative regulation of complement activation, classical pathway. Lineage: Eukaryota; Metazoa; Chordata; Mammalia; Primates; Tarsiidae. The record is from RefSeq and is a predicted model, not a curated record.